Messenger RNA from Brachypodium distachyon (stiff brome), 3558 nucleotides. Its product is annotated as probable receptor-like protein kinase At5g24010. The record is from RefSeq and is a predicted model, not a curated record. The transcript has a single exon. The coding region runs from base 412 to 3012 and encodes 866 amino acids. Lineage: Eukaryota; Viridiplantae; Streptophyta; Magnoliopsida; Poales; Poaceae. Gene Ontology annotation, molecular function: transmembrane receptor protein tyrosine kinase activity; ATP binding. Gene Ontology annotation, biological process: protein autophosphorylation. Gene Ontology annotation, cellular component: plasmodesma; plasma membrane.
UGAGGAAUAAACUAGAGAAACAGACCUCAACUCAACUGCAUGCUUACUUUUUCAGUGGGACACACACAUGAUGACACGAGUGGCCUCAGUGGAGGAAUUGGAAAAUUUCUCGCGACCCAAUCAGCGCGUUCCCUCCACUCCCCGUCUCCGGUCUCGUCUCCACUGCAGUCCAGCGCGCGCUGCCAAACACUGGAACACACACUCCACCAUCCCCCGCGUCGCCUUCCUUCCAGCUUCCACCAUUCCCCAUGGUGCCCGAGUCCACGCUCCACUCCUCCAUUGCCAGUUUGCCACCACCGCCCGCACUUAUCCCCUUCCCUUUCUUGAUCGGUCGUCUCCUUCCAGUACGUCUGCCGCCACCCUGCCGCGCGCCACGAGCUGCAGUACUGCACGGCAGCAGUGCCCGCGUCAAUGGCCGUCGUCCUCCUCGCGCUGCUGCUCCUGGCCGCGACGCUGUUACUCGCGCCGUCCCCUGCCGCGCUCGCCGCCUUCUCCCCGAGCUUCGAAUGCUUCCUGGCGUGCGGCGCCGCCGACAACCUCUCCUUCCCGUCCGACUCCCCCGCGCGCGUCUUCGUCCCGGACGCCGCCUUCCUCUCCCCCGCGACCACCCCAGCGCUGGCGUCCUCGCAAGCGAGCUCCAGCGCUCUCUACGCCGCCGCGCGCGGCUCCAGCUCGGAGUUCUCUUACAGCAUCCCCUGCUCCAGCCCCGCCACGUUCCUCGUCCUCCGGCUCCACUUCUUCCCGCUCCCCGCCACUCCCUCCUCCAGCGCGCGAUUCGCCGUCUCUGUCCGCCACGGCGCAUACGCCCUGACCCUGCUCCAAUCCUUCUCGCCGCCGCCCGCCGGCGUCGUCAAGGAGUUCUUCCUCCCGGACGCCGGAUCAAACGGCGAGCUGCGCGUCACCUUCGCCCCGGCCUCCGGCUCCUCGGCCUUCGUCAACGCUCUGGAGCUCUUCCCCGCCCCGCCGGAGCUCCUCUGGAACGAGAACAGCCCGUACCCGUACACCCCCGUCGGCACCGCCGCGGACAACAACGCCACCGCCACGUGGCCGCAGCAGGCGCUGGAGACGCUGCACCGGCUCAACGUGGGCGGGCCCACGGUCAACAGCACGCUGGACACGCUGUGGCGCACCUGGCUCCCCGACGACGCCUUCCUCUACGGCGGCAUCGCCCAGACGACCGUGGGGAGCUCGAUCACCCCGGUUUUCGACCCGGACAACGGGUACACCCGGGAGGUGGCGCCGGACGUCGUGUACAAGACGCAGCGCUUCGCGAACGUGACGGACUACAUGCUGGCCACGAACCCGGGGAUCAGCUUCAACGUGACGUGGACGUUCCCGGCGGUGCCCGGCUCCGGCGGCUACCUCGUGCGGCUCCACUUCUGCGACUACGACAUGGUCAGCUCCGUCGUCGGCGUCGGCAUCGUGUUCGACGUCUACGUCGCGCAGGCUGUUGCGGCCAGGGACCUCAAGCUGGCGGAGCUUGGGAAGCGGGUUCCCAGCCAGGCCUUUUACUUCGACUACGCCGCCAUGGCGCCGAGUGCUGGCAACCUCACCGUCAGCAUCGGCAAGGCCAGGAGCACCGGUGGCAUGAUACUCAACGGGCUGGAGAUCAUGAAGCUGCUGCCACUCUCUGCCGUCAGCUCGCACGAAGGGAUGCCCAAGAGAACAAUCGUCAUCGCCGCGCUCGCGUCAGUGCUCGGCGCCGCCGUUCUUGCUUGCUCGGUGCUCUGUUUAGUCGUCCUGAUGCGGAGGCGGAAGAGGCGAAUGAGACCGGCGCCGGAGAAGGCGAGCACGACGAUGCCGCCGUGGUCGCCGUUCCGCGGCGGCUCUAGCUGGGUCGUUGACCAGUCAACGGACCACUCCGGCGAGGGCACGGGGAUGCAGCGCGUGAUCAGCACGAAGCUCCACAUCUCGCUGUCGGAGAUCAGGGCCGCCACGGAGGGCUUCCACGAGCGGAACCUCAUCGGCGUCGGCGGGUUCGGGAACGUGUACAAGGGCGCGCUGCACGACGGCACCCCCGUGGCCGUGAAGCGCGCCAUGCGGGCCUCCAAGCAGGGGCUGCCCGAGUUCCAGACGGAGAUCGUGGUGCUCUCCGGCAUCCGGCACCGGCACCUGGUGUCGCUCAUCGGGUACUGCGACGACCAGGCGGAGAUGAUCCUCGUGUACGAGUACAUGGAGCACGGCACGCUGCGUAGCCACCUCUACGGCUUCGACGACGACGACGACAAUUCCGAGCCGUUGUCGUGGAAGCAGAGGCUGGAGAUCUGCAUCGGGGCCGCCAGGGGGCUUCACUACCUCCACACGGGCUACUCGGAGAACAUCAUCCACCGGGACAUCAAGUCGACCAACAUCCUCCUCGGCAGCGAAGACGGCGUCCUGGUGGCCAAGGUGGCCGAUUUCGGGCUGUCACGUAUCGGGCCGUCCUUCGGGGAGACGCACGUGAGCACGGCCGUGAAGGGCAGCUUCGGGUACCUCGACCCGGAGUACUUCAAGACGCAGCAACUAACAGACCGAUCAGACGUCUACUCCUUCGGGGUCGUCCUGUUCGAGAUGCUCUGCGCAAGGCCGGUGAUCGACCAGAGCCUGGACCGGGACCAGAUCAACAUCGCCGAGUGGGCGGUCAGGAUGCACGGGCAAGGGCAGCUGGGCAAGAUCGUGGACCCGAGGAUGGCCAUGGCCGCCGGGGGGGUGGACGAGAACUCGCUGCGCAAGUUCGCCGAGACCGCCGAGAAGUGCCUGGCCGACUACGGCGUGGACCGGCCCUCCAUGGGCGACGUGCUGUGGAACCUCGAGUACUGCCUCCAGCUGCAGGAGACGCACGUCAGCAGGGACGCGUUCGAGGACAGCGGCGCCGUCACCGCCACGCGGCUCCCCGCUGGCGUCGUCGUGCCGCGGUGGGUGCCGGCGUCGACGAUGGAUGACGUGGAUGAUACCGGUAUGAGCAUUGGCAUGAGCGUGGUCGCGGACAGUAAGGUGUUCUCCCAGCUGAGCGCUGGCGGCGAGGGACGAUGAUCGAGUUAAUUAGCAGCACCGAUUUGAUUGUGCAAUCUGUACCAUACCUGUAUCAGUAUAUGCUUGAUACACAGGGUUCAGAAGUUGGAGCUCUUUGCCGAGCACGUUACACGGAACUCUGCAGCUAGACGCCGCAAGCUCUUUUGUCGCUUCCAUCUGGAGCACGGCAUGAGUACAUAUUAGAUCGCUGUGCCAUAGGUUCGCAUCCGGAUGCUACCCCUGUUGCCUGUGUAUCUCAUGCGUCUUUACACGUUCCUCAAGAUGCCAUCGACCCCAACCACAACUUCAGCAAGAAAGACCUGGAACUGAAUGAAAAAUGCGUGCCACCAAAACGAUGGAACAGCAAUUGAUAUCGCUAUCACAGUUUGCCGCGUCCUGAAAAAAAAACUCUCGGGCAUCGGUGUGAAGACAUUCAAGCUUCAAUUCUAUGAUCAUGUUUUCGAUGCCUGUAAUCUCAAUAGCUGGCUUCGGAUUGCCGUUGCGCUACGGCGUGAGGAACGGAACUUAUUCUGCCAUCAAAGUGCAAGGCAGAUCUCUACGAUUUCC